CCUCAGUAAGGUCUUCGCUACCAAAUAUCGAAGCAUUCAAUGGGUCCUGGUCAUCUAGUUUAUUCGAUUUGUUGCCGGGAGAAGUGGUCGAUAUUGUGGACUAUGCAUUUAACCACCACAAAGAGACGAGUCGAGCACCGAAGCUGGCUGUCAAUGCUAGCUCCUGGUGGUAUGCCAAUAUGACGGCUGCUGCAGCGCAGACUGUUCGAGACAGAUCCGGUGUAAAUGCCAACCCAAUCGAGAAAAACAUUUUAUUCUAUGCCCUACAAAUCUUGAAUUUGGGAAUCGAAGUGCACUUCGUUUUUGAUGGGGGGAAACGCCUGAGUAACGGAGGGAAAUUAUAUCCAGGCCACGAUCCGCCUUCUCAGCUCUUCCGAGACACCCUUACAAAUAUCGGACUCCCUUGGCACCAAGCUCCUGCUGAAGCAGAGGCCGAAUGCGCGAAGAUGGAAACGGAAGGAGUUGUUGAUGGGGUAUGGUCCGAGGAUGGUGAUGCGCUGGCUUUCGGUUGCAAAACUCUCAUCAGGUUCCAGCCAAAAGUGGUGUCCUCCACGGAGAAUGGCGAAGACGUGCGAAAGAGUAAAACACACUUCAAAAUCUACAAACUGGAUAAUCUUAAAAGUCAACAUCCGGGCAUGGACCGAGAGGGGUUCAUCCUACAUGCGAUUUUGAAUGGUCAUCCGAAGGACGUUGGGGAGCUGUACGAUCUUGGACCGCAGGACGUGCUCAAUGCCGCCGAGUCGGGCCUUGGAAAGUCUUUGUGCGCGGCUUCAACCACUCAAGAGAAUAUGAAGCAAUGGGCAACAACAGACUUCGCUAGGUAUCUGAAAGAUACGAGAAGAAACCUCGAUAUUCCGCCAGACUUUCCGAAAUGGGAGCAUGUCCAAGAUUACCUCAACCCAGUCGUAUCGGCCCCAGUAGUAUUUUCAAAGCUUCCGCAAGCACAAAAUCCCUUUUGGAAUGAAAAGGACUUGUUCACAUUUCUGGUUGACAAGUUUCAAUGGACUAUCACGCAGUGGGUGAAGUACGUCGUACCUGUACGAAUCGUUCGGGCUCUGCUUGCAACUGAGGAGGGGGGAGCAAGCCAGCACGAUUAUCUGAAGCUAAAGUGUGACCUGCUAAAGAAGCCGACCCCGAGAAAAAAUCAGAGCUCGCAGAAGAAUCAGAUCACGAAAAAGGUGAAAGCGACUUUCUUACUCUGCAAGGCGACCUCGCUGGAUACCACAAAACUUGGAACCACAGAAUCCUCGAGGAGGGAGUUCGAAACUCUAUCGUGGAUCAUUCUAAAAGCUAAUUUCAAUGGGCAGCGACCCAUAACCUCUUUCUUGCUCUCACCCGACUCAGCUCGAAAAGGCAAAGCUGUAGCUUCAACGCCAGGCUCCGGAAGGCCGGGGCCUAGCGGGACACCCCUCACACCACCAUCCGCCUCGCCAUCUAGCUCAAACGGAGAAGGUUCAUCAGAGCGACGUGAGAGGAUGAGGCGCAGUCAGAACCCGCCCCUCAGUCCAACACCUACCAGCAGAAAACGCAAACGCGCAGUACCGUUUGCUAUGGCAAGGGCCACAAAAAAUAUCUCAAGAGCACCCACAAAGAAUAAGGAACCUAAAAUCUCAUCUACACAGGCGAAUGAUAUUGGCAAGGGCAAAGUCAAGGAGAUUCCGGAUUCGUCAAACAUGAGAGCAAACGCAAAAAGAGCUCGAUUACAGCCAACCUCUCCCCAAGACUCCGGUGAGGAUCUCUCUGGUGACCUCGAGAAGAGGCCAAAGUUGGUUGUGGAACAGCAUCCAUCAACACCACCUGCGCAAAUCACAAAGCCAGCAGACGCCAUCAACAACAUCAUAGUCAUCGACUCGGACUCAGAUGAUGAUGUAUUCGGCAGCUUCCCACCAGUGGCUGCGGAACAGCUCCUAUCAACACCACCUGCCAAGAGAACAGCAGAUGCUGACAAAGAUUUUAUAAUGCUUGAUUCGGACGAGGAUGAAAGCGAGGAUGAUUAUGGCAGCUUCCCGUCUGUGUCUCAAUUACCUCCUAUACUUGGGAAUAUGCCCGCGAAGAUUGUUCCGGAUGGUGGCAUUGUUGACGACUCCUCUGGCGAUGAGUAUGGCAGUUUCCCGGCUUCGCCUGAUCUCCGCGCUUUACCGUGAAGGUUGUUCUCGACAUUCUGCCCUUGGAAGUAACUCGGCGUAUGACGCCCGAAUUCUUCAUACCACGGGCGAUUCUUGGGGAAACGUUCUAGUGGGCAGCUGGUGUUCAGGCUCGAGAUUCGUGAUAUCCCACCCCCAUGGAGUUGAUUCCAUUUAUUUCGUUCGCGGGCGCCUUUAGAUACAGGAGUUAUGCAGAAUAGAUAUGAUACUCUGAAACCUUAAACCUG
Molecule: messenger RNA, 2371 nt
Organism: Hyaloscypha bicolor E
Lineage: Eukaryota; Fungi; Ascomycota; Leotiomycetes; Helotiales; Hyaloscyphaceae
Exons: 3
Coding region: 180-2144 (654 amino acids)
Molecular function (GO): 5'-flap endonuclease activity
Source: RefSeq, a predicted model, not a curated record